UUCUGUAAUUCAGCCUCUACGGGCGAUCAUACCAUUAAUUUGUAAUCAUUACAAGAAUACCAAAAUCGUGUAAUGAGCAAGUGUGCGUUUAUUAGACAGUUUAAUAUCACGUCAGUUUGAGCUUUCAGAAUCGGCGAAUCUGCUGCGGUCGUCCCAUCACAUCUGGAGCGGAGACCUGACCCAGGAAGUUGGUCACCAGAUAACACGGAAACCAGUUAAACCGUAACACCGGAAAUGGAGGAUGAAAUGGUUGAUCUGAAUAGUGGAAGCAAUUCAAGUAAGAAAUGGAAAGUGGUAGAUACUCGGAAAAGAAAGAAAAGCUGGGUACAAAUUUCAGAAACGGACAGUGAAAAGGGAAAUCACCAGGCAAAGAGGAGGAAAGAGGAAUAUAAGUGCUCAAGUCUGCAGGCAGAUGUUCCUCUAGCUGUGGUUGAGGAGAUCCUCCUGAAUCUGCCUGCUCAUCAGGUGGUGCGAGUCUGUCGUCUGGUGUGUCAUGAGUGGAAGGAGCUGGUGGACAGUGCUGCACACUGGAGAGUGCGCUGUCGGAGAGAGGGGAUCCAGCCACGUGAUGCUUCCAGACCACCAGAUGACUGGCGCUUGUUUUACUUCUUAACUAAGAAACGACGUAACUUGCUCAAGAAUCCCAGAGCAGAAGAUAAACUUCAAGGAUGGAAGAUUGUAGAGAAUGGAGGUGACCGCUGGGUGGCAGAGGAAAAUAGGAAACCAUUUCCAGAUGAGACAGUCACAAAAUGUUUUGUAACAUCUUAUUGGUUAUGUUUGAAGCAACAACUUAUUAAUUUGAAGAAAGAAGGCUACAGUGAUGCUUUCAUGGAUCAACUACAACCUCAUAUCAAAAUAACAGACUGGUAUGCACCACGCUUUGAUUGCGGGUGUCAUUAUGAGAUCGGUGUAGAGUUGCUUGAUCAGAGGAAAAAACCUAUCUGUACUUUUCAGCCUGAGAAAGUUUUUUUUGAACAGUGGAAUGAUGAGCUGUGGUGUCAAAUGACCCAUGUCUUUAAGAAUUAUGGACCUGGGGUUCGGUUUAUCCGUUUCACUCAUGGUGGGAAGGAUACACAGUUUUGGGCAGGCUGGUAUGGGAUACGGGUCACUAACAGUAGUGUGGAGAUCUGUCCAGCUGAAGAGAGAUAGUGUUUAUAUAUAUAUAUAUAUAUAUAUAUUAGUCUGCAACUAAAUACAGGCAUACACAUGCACUUUUAGAAAUGAUUUCACUUAAUAGAAUAAUCAGUUUACAUAAGUGCAAUAAAUGAUUCCAAAUUACUGCAUGUGAGUGAUGGUAUGUUCAACACUGAAGCUUUGAAACGUAAUUAAAAAACGAAGCUUAAAGGUUUGGUGCUUGGUUAAAAGAGAGAAGUAUUAAAAGAGACCUAUUAUUGUACACUUGAGGACUUUGUUUAAGCAGAACCAGUACAGAUAACAUCAUACCUGCAGCAAAUAAUCCAGAGGUUUAUGGUUUCCUACUGACUUCGAGGUGCAGUUCAUUUUAAUGUGUUGCAGUAAGAUUACAUGUUUAAAGUAUUUGAUAAGAUGAGUUAUUGUAUAUCCUUUUUUCAUUUAUCUGCUAUAGCCUACAAAUUUUGCAUUUGUAACAGUUGUAAAUGAAUGUAAGAAAUGUAUACAGUGGAAAGGAAAUGAAUGAAACUGUAAGGGCUUUUGCGAUCUUUGCAAAUGUUUCCAAUCAUUGAAGCCAUAAUAAAAAAAUACCAUAUUUACAGAA
Molecule: messenger RNA, 1735 nt
Organism: Onychostoma macrolepis
Lineage: Eukaryota; Metazoa; Chordata; Actinopteri; Cypriniformes; Cyprinidae
Product: F-box only protein 6-like
Exons: 6
Coding region: 235-1149 (304 amino acids)
Biological process (GO): SCF-dependent proteasomal ubiquitin-dependent protein catabolic process; glycoprotein catabolic process
Cellular component (GO): SCF ubiquitin ligase complex; cytoplasm
Molecular function (GO): protein binding; ubiquitin protein ligase activity
Source: RefSeq, a predicted model, not a curated record